Molecule: messenger RNA, 154 nt
Organism: Prorocentrum cordatum
Lineage: Eukaryota; Dinophyceae; Prorocentrales; Prorocentraceae
Source: the annotation of a GenBank genome assembly
GCUUCCUGCUGGCCCUGCAGAGCAGCACGGCCUUUGUUCCGGCCCCUGCUCGCAGCACCGCCGCCGAGGCAGUGGCCCUCGGCCUGGCAGCGCCCACCUUCAUGGGCGCGACGGCCGCCGUCGCCGGGGAGCCGCCCAGCGUGGGGGACCACUG